AUGGACGAAGAAGAGAGACCGAGGAAGCUUGCGAAGCUUGAGCACGACGACGAAGCUAUCCACGAUGAACUUGGCCUCGCCAUGACCGGUGCUUUGGCUGCGGCCGACGAGCAGCCGCAAACUGUCGCACCUACGAACGAUAACACACAACCUGAGCAAUCAGAGGCCCCCAAUGCCGACAAUGCGAUUCCAUCCAAUGACUCUGCGCUACCCGAGGGCACGGCUGCCGAAGGAGCCCCUCCAAAGAUGUCCAAGAACCAGAUGAGGAAACUUCGAAAGAAAGAGCAGUGGGAGGCGGGACGCGAGCAGCGCAGAGAAAAGCGCAGGGAACUCAUGGCAAAGAAGAAAGAGCGCCGUCAGCGUAUGGUCGAUGAGGCCAGAGAAGCUGGUGGCGAGGAAGCUGUCAAGGCACUCCGCAAGUCAUGGGAGACAACCCGUUCCCGGUCUCGGCGGUCGACUCUGCUGCCCUUGUCGAUUGUGAUUGACUGCGGCUACGACGAGUUGAUGAAUUAUGGCGAGCGCAUUUCACUCGCAGGUCAACUCACGCGCUCAUACUCGGAGAAUAGCCGUGCCAUGUGGCGAUCCCACUUGGUGUUCAGCUCGUUCAACAAGCAACUAAAGGAGCGAUUCGACACUGUCCUCGCACCCUAUCGCAACUGGAAGGGAAUUCGGAUUAUUCCCGAGGACUUCGUGCAUGCCUCCGAGCUUCUCAAGGAACAAAUGGCCUCCCCCAAAGGUGGCAAGCUGGUUGGGCCCUUUGCCGAGAAGUCCGAUGCCAAGCCGGAGGAUGGCGAGGUUAUCUACCUCAGCAGCGACAGUGAGAAUAUCCUGACGGAGCUGAAGCCCUACAGUACCUAUAUCAUUGGUGGUCUUGUGGAUAAGAAUAGGCACAAGGCAAUUUGCUACAAGUCUGCUGUUGAGAAGGGGAUCAAGACGGCAAAGCUACCCAUUGGCGAUUACAUUCAGAUGGCCUCCCGUCAGAUUCUGACUACCAACCAUGUGGUCGAUAUUAUGCUGAAGUGGCUGGAACUGGGUGAUUGGGGAGAGGCUUUCAUGAAAGUCCUUCCACCGAGAAAGGGCGGCAAGUUGAGGGAUCAGCCGGGCAAUGAGGCUGCAGAAGAGGCAACGGAUGACGAGCCUGAGGAGGAGCAGCAAACCCUGGAGGACAUUGCAAAUGAGAUGGAGGCUGAGCAAGCUGGAGGGGAUGACCAUGAAGAUGAAGAAGAUGCAUGA
This is a messenger RNA of Penicillium subrubescens, 1233 nucleotides long. RefSeq names its product tRNA (guanine(9)-N(1))-methyltransferase (gene trm10). Gene Ontology annotation, biological process: tRNA N1-guanine methylation. Gene Ontology annotation, molecular function: tRNA binding. Gene Ontology annotation, cellular component: nucleus. Lineage: Eukaryota; Fungi; Ascomycota; Eurotiomycetes; Eurotiales; Aspergillaceae. Bases 1 to 1233 code for a protein of 410 amino acids. The record is from RefSeq and is a predicted model, not a curated record. The transcript has a single exon.